AUCAAUGGUUCACUCAACGGUUGUAGUCUAGGGACCAAAUCAAGUGCACAUUUUCCACUUUCUCUGGGUUCUGCAAAGAGCCGGUGCAUUUUUAGUGUCAAAACUACCAACCAAAGAACACCAACUACCACGAAAAGUCACUAAACUUGUCCUGUCAAAAAAUUUAAAUGAAAACAUAAGCGGUAAGAAAAUGCCUUAUUUUUCCAAUUAUUUCUCUUGAUGUGGUAUUUUAGAUUUAAUAAAUUAAUAAUGUCGGCCCCAACGCAUCAUUUUAUACCAAAUAUGAACAACCCCCAAGCAAACACAAUGAGAAACUCGUUUGGGCCAAAUUCAAUGCAAGCCCAAAUGAACCCAAACAUGCAGAACCCUUUAGGCCAAAAUAUGCCUGUACAAAUGGGCAACAUUGGAAACCCCAUGAUGUCCCCAAUGUCCAAUACAAUGAGCCAACAAAUGAGUCCAGCCAAUCAAAUGAAUACAAAUCAAUUAAUGGGGCAAAUGGGGCAACAGUAUAGCAUGUCCCCUGUUGCACAGAUGCCACAUCAACCGCCGCAGCCAAUACCAAUGCAACAACGUGCUAUGGAAUUUAGCAGUGGUUUACAACAUCAUGAGAUGCCCCAGCAAAAUCCUGGUGUUACACCAACGCCACCUGUACAACAGCAGCAACAACAACAGCAGCAGCAACAACAGCAGCAGCAACAACAACAACAGCAGCAGCAGCAGCAACAACAAUCCAAAGAAUUGAAUACAGCCUCUUUAUGUAGAUUAGGACAAGAAACAGUUCAGGAUAUUGUUAGUAGAACUCAGGAGGUCUUCCAAACAUUAAAAACUAUACAGCCCCCAAAUGGUACCCCACAGUCAUCAAACCAAAGCAAUGAGAAAAAAGCUAAAGUACAAGAACUCCUGCGCACAAUAAGGGUGCUGUUUAAGAGGUUAAGGCUUAUUUAUGAAAAAUGCAACGAAAAUUGCCAACUGCAAGGCAUGGAAUACACACAUAUAGAAAGUUUAAUACCGUUUAAAGAUGAAUUGGAUCCUAAGCAUGAUGAAAAGAAAAAUUCAGAAGCAUACAGGAAUGCUUGCGAAGAAAGUAAAGAAGUUAUGGAACAAGUUGUUCUUAAAAAUAAACAGCUUAAAGAGGUUAUAGAUCAUUUAAGGAGGAUUAUAUGGGAAAUUAAUACUAUGCUAACUAUGAGGCGGUCUUAACAUUAAUUUAUAAUCUAGAAUUUAAUUUUAUACAAAAAUUUCUUUUAUUUAUUGUUGAUUUUAUUGUGUAGUUAAUGUUCUGGAAGGUUUCUUGAAAUUUGCGACAUUACUUUCUAUAGAAAGCAAUAAAUAAAUCAGAGCAAGGCAUUCUCCACAGCACACUAGGAGGAAUGGCUGAUUGAUGUUUAUGGAGAUAAUUUUAUAGAAAGAUAAGCCGCAAAUUUCAAAAAACCUUUGACCAUUAUUAUUAAUUUAUUUUUUGGUUUAUAGUCUUGUUAUUUAAUUUAACAUGUAUUAAAAAUAUGAAAUUGAAGUGUUUUUUACGAAUUCAACAAUAAUUUUUAAUUAUUAAAAAUUCAGAUUGUAUUCUAAAAUUUAUAUUUAAAAUUAACAUAAUUCUAUAGUAAAGAUGAUGUUCCCUUUAA
This is a messenger RNA of Brassicogethes aeneus, 1625 nucleotides long. The record is from the annotation of a GenBank genome assembly. NCBI's taxonomy places the organism in Eukaryota, Metazoa, Arthropoda, Insecta, Coleoptera, Nitidulidae.